Molecule: messenger RNA, 2453 nt
Organism: Drosophila busckii
Lineage: Eukaryota; Metazoa; Arthropoda; Insecta; Diptera; Drosophilidae
Exons: 6
Coding region: 96-2453 (785 amino acids)
Source: RefSeq, a predicted model, not a curated record
CAAUAGUUCCGUAAUGCUGUAUUAAGGAGCUAUAAAUUGUCUUUUAUGUCAAAAUUUCCUACUCAGUGGUGCUUAAUCAUUAAAGGAAACUAGCAAUGGAGUCAAGUAAAAAAAAUACUUUGCGUCGCCCUAUGACAGUCAUAAAAAAAAGAUCUGGUCCCUUAGACGACGUACUCGUUGAGGUUAACCGACUUGAAGGUACCAUAAUGCCUCAAACAGUGAGUCAAGCGAACAAUGAAAGCAAUUAUACAGGUGCGGGAAAUACGCAAGAGACUUCAAAUGAUUGUGUGGCGGAAAUAGAAAGAGAACUAUCUGUGAACUCGCGGCGUCGCUCACAGGUUAGGGAUAAGGAUAGAGACAAAGAAAAAAAACGAGAGCGUUGGCUCUUAACACGAAAAACAUGGAGAUAUAUGACUGAUGCUGGACGAAAAUUGAUACCCGAUGGACUGCAUCAUGGUUCGGAGAACAUUCCGAUUAUCGAGGCGCAAUUCCAGCGUGUGUGCGCUUCAGAGCCUCGAUUCAUAUUAUGGCGCCGGAAGACUUCCUUUCCUGGAGCCAGCAAAGGUUGUCGGAGACGUAUCAAGUUACUUCCACGAAAUCGCAACAACCAGCCGACUGCUUCCUCUCUAGUACAAAUUCAAUGCGAGAGCGAGAAUAUCGACCACACUAUUGAGCUUUUACAGACAUACCUCAAAAUUCACGAACCUUAUAAGACUACAGCGCUGUUGGGAACGAAGACAAUUCGGCCGGAUCAAACAAUGUCACCAAGCUCGCGCCGUCCACUUAUUAGUAACAGUCCAACAUCAAAUGAAUUGGAAUUAAGGGACAAAAAUUGCGUAUCACAACUUAUGGAGUGCUUGAAUAUACUAUGUAAAAACUCAACACUUAAUGGCUUAGAAAUGGUUGAUAUAACACCCUCAGUUCUUGAAGAUAAAGCAUAUUUACGAAAAGUCUACAAUAUGUUAAAAAAGCAGCAAUUGCAUCGACUUUUACAUUCCUCCGAACCAAAAAGAUCUGGUUUCGGACGUGCUGCGUCAUUUUCAAACUUAUUUAGUUAUACAAGCAGUUCGAGCAAGAGAAGAGAUAUCCCCAAAAAUGAUCUGGUAUCUAAAAAUAUUAAAAGUUUAUUGAAGUCUGAUACACAAACAGCCUUGACUGCAACAUUGAAACGCCAAAAACAACCUCCCAAUUCCCUUGAAUUCAUUUGUAAUGCCAAUCGUAUUACCUGCGAUCUAAAUGCGAUUAUAAGAAAGCCAACAGCAAUUAUUGAAAAAAACUUUAAUUCGUGUGGAACGCAGACAAGCUUUAUUCAAUUGGGUGAAUUGAAACAAAUCGCGAGUCAAUACGAAUAUAUGCUAGAAAACAGUAAUAAUUUGGCAGUUGCUGAGGACCCGGAAAAAAAUGCUAAUCGGCGAAAGAGCUCAAUAGACAAUGAGGAUGUUUCACAGUCAGUGAGUGAUACAAUUAAGCGCUAUUUACGUAUGGCUCGGAAAAAAAGUGUUCAUGAUGGGGACGCAAAUCGAUUUAAAUCAGUAAAUUAUGAUAGAAAUUUGCGCAACAUUAAAGCAAAGGGUGAAAUAAACCCACCCGGAAUGGACGAGUAUAAUAACAAAGCAGCUCAAACUUUAGAUGCUUGGGCCCUCAUUGCGCUUGACCACAUUCGUGGCAACGAAUAUUCAAACAUCUUAGAAAAUGCUCAUCUUGAUUGGCAAAGAGACCUUGAUGAGCGUCUAAAGAAAAAAAUUGAGUGGGAAAAAAUGAUAAAGAAUGUUGAUACCAACAGCAGGCAUAACGACAGUAUUGACGCUAUAAGAUCAAAAAAAGACACGGAAUACUCAUGUACAGCAUCAGCUCCUACUUCACCAACAAAUGUGGUUAAUUAUGCUCCGAAAGAAAAAGCUGUAAGAACCGCCAGUGCUUUACUGUCAUCAGGCUCACAGUUUUUCUCUAAUUUGUUGCAUGCUAAUUUACCUGAAUCUUCAAGUAACCCGAAUUUAAAAAAUGACAAAAUUAGUGAUGUAUGCACGACUUUCAAAAAUGAAACAACCAACAUGCAAAAGUCAAAAUCUUUAUCUAAUGUCGGGCAGUUCGUAUCAAGAAAGAUAUGGGGGAGUAGAACAAAAUGUCAAAGCCGACAAUCCUUGAGCCAGGAAUUUAUGCCUCCAUCACAUAAGUGGACUCCAUCAGAUAACUGUACUUGGGUUUCGGAGCACGGAGAAACUCUACACUUAGCAGAUACCUCCUUAGAAAAACUAUCCGAUACUGAAGCAGAAAUCCUUACGCACAUUGCCCUUAAAAAAAUAAAAGAGCUUAAUAUCGGAAGUGAUAUAGAACUAACAACAAAAUCUAACAAACGAAAAAUUAUACCAAAGAAAAGAGCUUUGACGACCGGAUUCUUUGAUAUUGGAUUGAAUGACUACAUGUAUAUUCCCUUUCUUGCUCAGGCGGCGUAA